CUCGCUUCUCUUCUUGCGCCACAAUCGGUGAUUUAUUCCCAUGGAACGCGCUAAAUCACGAGUGCAACACAGUUCAAUAAUGGCUCUAUAAAAAGCGGCUAGAGGCAAAGUUGCAGACCACAAACAUUUGCGACUUGUAUCCAUGGCUGACCCAACAUACGACCUCUUCUUCACUGGCCGAGAUGACCCCCGCUCCUGUGUUAUCAUCGGUGAAGACACGAAACCGAUUUACCUCUGUUUCGACACGCCCGAGCGAAGUAUAGCUCCAAGUAUCAGAACGACUGUCCUUAGUAAUAACAAAGACCUGGUCGCGUCCUUUGACUGGAGCCCGGGCAAUCAUUUGGGGAGAGUGACGAUUGGCAAACGACAAAUUCCAAUGUCACAUCUCGUACGGCCUGGAUCGAGACAAAAUGCGCGAUCGUUUGUGUCCUCCGAUGGAAGACAACUAGAAUGGCGCAAAUGCCUUAACGACCCAACAUCUUACGAUUUGUACGUAGCGCCGAAUUUCCAAAUUGCUGCUUUCCGUCGAUAUGUUUCUUCGACCGCAGUCGGACCAACACAUGGACUGCUGCAAUAUAAAUUCAAUCAUGACACAUUACUGGUGGAAGCUUUGUUGGCACUUGCCCUGAAUCGAUGGAUUGACCUGCACGGAAUGUAAAAAAUGCCUUGUACAUUAUAUAUAUUAUAGUUUUCGUCGCUGUGGACAUUAAUCAAAAAGGAAUAGAUAUGCAAAAACAAAUCAAGUCCAGAUCUUAGGGAAAUACAUAAUAAGGCCGCAAAAAAACCCGUCAACUAUGCUCCCUUCAUGGAGCCAAUCAUAUGGUCUAGUCUUUCUUCUACCGUCCAGCCCCGUGCGGAAGUUGAAGGAUCCGGCCUCCAUACCUUGCGAGAUGUUCUCGAUGAGGCGUCCAAUUUGAGCUGAUGAACUAUAAAAAACCUACCUUGGUCUCAGGACGAGGUGACUUUCCUUGAGGUUUUUGGGGGGAAUAAUUGGAGGCGACACUUUUCCUCAGA
Guyanagaster necrorhizus is the source of this 1014-nucleotide messenger RNA. RefSeq lists its product as uncharacterized. The transcript has 6 exons. NCBI's taxonomy places the organism in Eukaryota, Fungi, Basidiomycota, Agaricomycetes, Agaricales, Physalacriaceae. The coding region runs from base 143 to 658 and encodes 171 amino acids. The record is from RefSeq and is a predicted model, not a curated record.